AUGGGGAGCAAGCGCUUGACCUCUGCUCGUAAUCACACGGGCGCCUGGCUCACAUCAAUACUGGUUGUUAUCACAUUCGUGGUAUUCCAUGUGAUAUUCCCAGCGCUGGAUCAAGAGCAGGGUGAUCCCGCUGUGCAAGGGCUGUCGGUGGUAGAUCGAUGGAUCAAGGAACAGGACGGGCAGGAAUUACGAGUGAAGCGCUUCUAUAAUGGAGACGCGUCGCUAAUGGUACCUUUCCUAGACAAAAUAAACAAGUACUGGCAUGUCAGUGGCACGGCGCAGAUCAAGAAUUGGGAACAUAUCGAGUUGUCGCUCCGGGGACAGAAGGAUCGCUGGGGAGUACUUCUCUCGAAUGGGAUCGGGGAUAACACGAUCAACGACUUCGAGACCAUUGUGGAUUUCAGCAUUGACACGCAAUCUUACAAUGCACCUGUAGGUGAUGGUAUGGCGAUUGUACUCACUUCGCAGCAGGACUACAUGCGGGAGGACCUCCAUUCUUCCUAUGCUCGAAAACAAUACAUGCUGAAUACUGCUCUGGAGAUGGACAAUCAUGACUUGAUGGGCUUUCCGCGCAAUCUUCCAGGUCUGGCAAUCGUCUUGGAUACAUACAAGAAUGAUCCGGAGACCAAGCUGGCGCCUCCGUUUAUAUCGAUGUUCCUAAACAAGGACCCAAGCAGCGAAUACUACGACGCUGCCAGCGAUGGCCGUCGCUCAACGUCUUUGCAGCUGAUGCAUCUGCCGGCACAUCUUUCAGGUCGCAAAACGAGAAUUCGCAUUAUAUACCUUGAAAGCGUAGGCUUUCUCAAGGUUGAUAUCGACUACAGUGGGAAGAACCAGUGGAUACAGCUCUUUAAGCAGCAGACCGGCGUACAGCUCCCAAAGAAUCCUGUUACGGGGGAAAGAUACAUUGGAAUAGGUUCCAAGACUGGCACAUACUCGCAGACUGUGAUUCUGAAUAAUGUUGAGACGUAUGAAUACCACUGGGCGUCGUCUACCUCUGCAGAGGGAGCCGAGGGCGAGGAUACCUUUGACUACGUCCAAGAAAUCACCAAGUUCCUGAAAUGGCAGCUAGGGGAGUCAAUUAAGAUGGAAGAAGAUGAGUACAUGAAGUGGUCCUUAAUACGGACGCAGAUGUUUGACAGUGAUCUAACCAGGUUAAGGGACGCGCCACCCCCAAAGAAGAGGUGGAGCCCCUUAGGGUUUCUGAAGCGUACUUGUAUAUGGUUUGCGAUCACUGUAUGUGUUUACCUCGUGUCAGUGUAUAUCAGGGUGAUCCUGCGGAGAAAAGGCAUUCUCAGAAGCAGGCUUUACAAAAGGAACUUUCCCGUCGGCCUAUUAGGAUAG
Eremothecium gossypii ATCC 10895 is the source of this 1344-nucleotide messenger RNA. RefSeq names its product Uip5p (gene UIP5). The transcript has a single exon. Lineage: Eukaryota; Fungi; Ascomycota; Saccharomycetes; Saccharomycetales; Saccharomycetaceae. Gene Ontology annotation, molecular function: D-mannose binding. Bases 1 to 1344 code for a protein of 447 amino acids. The record is from RefSeq and is marked provisional. Gene Ontology annotation, cellular component: endoplasmic reticulum-Golgi intermediate compartment; endoplasmic reticulum membrane; COPII-coated ER to Golgi transport vesicle. Gene Ontology annotation, biological process: endoplasmic reticulum organization; endoplasmic reticulum to Golgi vesicle-mediated transport; Golgi organization.